Jaculus jaculus (lesser Egyptian jerboa) is the source of this 5155-nucleotide messenger RNA. It is a transcript of the gene Ncoa7, whose product is annotated as nuclear receptor coactivator 7. The coding region runs from base 423 to 3245 and encodes 940 amino acids. The transcript has 16 exons. Gene Ontology annotation, biological process: regulation of transcription by RNA polymerase II; response to oxidative stress. The record is from RefSeq and is a predicted model, not a curated record. Gene Ontology annotation, cellular component: nucleus. NCBI's taxonomy places the organism in Eukaryota, Metazoa, Chordata, Mammalia, Rodentia, Dipodidae.
UGAUGCAAACCUUCCCACCAAGGUUCUCUGGAGUCUCAGCCAAGAGCUGGCUGGACAACCCAGUUGCUGCAUUCCCAUUGCUGUAAUGAUCGCAACUUGGCAGCAUCCAGGAUGUCGUACGGUGGACGGGAGGGGGAGGAGAUGCUGGGCCCUUUUGCUAAACGCAACGCCGGAAAAGACAGAAGUAUGAAUUUUUUGUGGCCGAAGGUCCCCGAGCUGGAAGGAAAGGGCUGGGGGCUUUAGCAGGCUCAGGGAGACGGACGACCUAACUCCAAUUGUGCACCCCUCGCCCGCCAAGCUUUAUUUCGCUCCAAGAUCAGGACCCAAGGCAGCUACGGGGGAUGCUGCCAGCGGCGAGGGCUAUGACUCACUGAUUCAAAAGAAGGACUUCUCCACAUAUUUUGCACUUCUCCUUGUGUAUUAUGGAUACCAAGGAAGAGAAGAAGGAACGGAAACAAAGUUAUUUUGCUCGAUUAAAGAAGAAAAAACAAGCCAAACAAAAUGCAGAGACAGCUUCAGCUGUUGCCACAAGGAGUCAUUCUGGGAAGGAAGAUGCUAAAUCAGUGAUUUUGGAACAAGACGGGUCCAAUGUUAGUGUGGAAGAGGAGUAUAAUGCUGAUGAGAAAAAAAAGAGAAAGAACCAUCAGUUGAAGGAGAUCAGGCGCACGGAGCUGAAGAGGUACUACAGCGUUGAUGACAAUCAAAACAAAACUCAUGAUAAGAAAGAGAAGAAGAUGGUGGUUCAGAAGCCCCAUGGUACUGUGGAAUACACUGCUGGAAGCCAGGACACCCUAAACUCCAUAGCACUGAAGUUCAAUAUCACUCCCAACAAAUUAGUGGAACUGAAUAAGCUUUUCACACAUACCAUUGUUCCAGGCCAGGUCCUUUUUGUGCCAGAUGCCCACUUUCCUUCUAGUACUUUAAGGCUAUCAUCGUCCAGUCCUGGUGCUACUGUCUCUCCUUCAUCGUCAGAUGCAGAGUAUGAUAAACUGCCUGAUGCUGACCUAGCAAGAAAAGCCUUAAAACCCAUCGAAAGAGUCUUAUCCUCCACUUCUGAAGAAGAUGAGCCAGGUGUGGUGAAAUUUCUAAAAAUGAAUUGUCGAUACUUCACUGAUGGAAAGGGUGUGGUUGGAGGUGUUAUGAUUGUCACUCCUAACAACAUCAUGUUUGACCCUCAUAAGUCUGAUCCACUGGUUAUUGAAAAUGGGUGUGAGGAGUACGGCCUCAUCUGUCCCAUGGAAGAGGUGGUCUCCAUUGCCCUAUACAAUGACAUUUCCCACAUGAAGAUCAAAGAUGCCUUGCCAUCUGACCUACCUCAGGAUCUUUGUCCUCUGUACAGGCCUGGAGAAUGGGAAGACCUGGCUUCAGAAAAGGAUAUUAACCCAUUCAGCAAGUUCAAGUCCAUCUGCAAGGAGAAAAGACAGCAGAAUAGUGAGAGAACCUUCACUUCAGAUUCCAAAUCCAUGGUCUCUUUGGAGGAAUCAACAGAAUACACACGGGCAAAGCCCUUGGGCAGCUCUGAGUCAUGGAACUUAAAGAAACUGGACCCCACCAAGAAUACAACCACAGUGACUCAGCUCAACACGGGACCUUUGGACACUCAUGUUUCACUGGGAUCUACAGCCAAAGAAAAGUCCCUUUUAGGGGAAGAUGAGGACUUUGUUGAUUUGGAAGAGCUCUCAUCUCAACCUGAGAGCAGAAUGAACAAGGGAGAUGCCUCAAAGGAGUGUCUUUCUGUUGACAUCAAGGAGCAGAAGAAGAAUGAGCCAGAAAUAACCCGUUCUGUAAAGGAAAUGCAGGAGCAGUCAGCCCUGAGCCUUUCAGGAGCUGAGAAUGACAUGGAACUGAAGGGGGCUCUAGAUUUGGAAGCCUGUGAGAAGCAAGAUAUAGUGCCAGAAGUGGACAAGCAGUCUGGAUCCCCAGAGAGCCAGGUGGAAAACACGCUGAAUAUACAUGAAGAUCUAAAUAAAGUUAAACUCAUAGAAUUUUACCUAAACAAAAACAAAGAAGGGUCACAGUUGUCUGAAAAUUUGCAGAAGGCUGAAUCACAUGAUGGCAAAAGUAUGGAACCAGGCGGAAUAGACAUCACUCUUACCAAUUCACUUUCAAAAGCAGGUGAUUCCCCAACUCAGGUCAACAAAGAGCCAGAUAAAACCUGUAUAAAAGAAAGAGAGACCCUUCCACUGAAACUAGACUCCAGUACAGAUGAAAAUAUCAUUAACAGUAAAGAGAAUCUAGACUCUUUAGAAUCUACUUUAGAUAAGCGCUUUCCAGGUACACAAAUGGAUAAUAAAUCCGAGAUUCAGUUAUGGCUAUUAAAGAGAAUUCAGGUACCCAUUGAAGAUAUAUUGCCUUCAAAAGAAGAAAAGAGCAAGACUCCACCCAUGUUUCUGUGCAUCAAAGUUGGAAAACCAAUGAGAAAGUCCUUUGCCACACAUACCACUGCCAUGGUCCAGCAGUGUGGCAAACGAAGAAAGCAGCCUGAGUACUGGUUUGCUGUUCCCAGGGAGCGGGUGGAUCAUUUGUACACCUUCUUUGUUCAAUGGUCUCCUGAUGUCUAUGGGAAAGAUGCCAAGGAGCAAGGCUUUGUGGUGGUGGAAAAGGAAGAGCUGAAUAUGAUCGACAAUUUCUUCAGUGAGCCAACAACCAAGAGCUGGGAGAUCAUCACCAUUGAGGAGGCGAAGCGCAGGAAGAGCACGUGCAGCUACUAUGAGGACGACGAGGACGAGGGGCUGCCCAUCCUGCAGCCCCACAGUGCUCUUCUUGAGAACAUGCACAUUGAACAGCUGGCCCGACACCUUCCAGCCAGGGUGCAGGGAUAUCCAUGGAGACUAGCCUACAGCACAUUAGAACAUGGAACCAGCUUGAAAACUCUCUAUAGAAAAUCAGCAUCGCUCGAUAGUCCUGUCCUGCUGGUCAUCAAAGAUAUGGAUAACCAGAUUUUUGGAGCAUAUGCAACUCAUCCCUUCAAGUUCAGCGACCACUAUUAUGGCACCGGAGAAACAUUUCUGUAUACAUUUAGCCCCAAUUUCAAGGUCUUUAAGUGGAGUGGUGAAAACUCCUAUUUUAUCAAUGGAGACAUAAGUUCUUUAGAACUUGGUGGUGGAGGAGGACGAUUUGGUUUGUGGCUAGACGCUGACUUAUACCAUGGACGAAGCAACUCUUGCAGCACUUUUAAUAAUGAUAUUCUUUCCAAAAAGGAAGACUUCAUAGUUCAGGACCUAGAGGUAUGGACAUUCGAGUGACAUUCAGGCUGCCUUACAAUAUAAGAUGAAAAAGACUGGGUUAGAUCAGUCCUCUUACAAUUGUCUGGAAGAUAAGCCACAUCCCAGGCUGCCUCAUUCUACCACAGUGCUUUCUUUCUGCCAUCAUCUCAACACUUCAUCACACUGCAGAAAGAUCCUGAAAAGUUCUUGUGGAGGGCAGACGCUGAAGAAAGAUCUGAAGUUCAGAUUAUUGACAGACUUUAUAUUUCCACUUCUUCCAAAUCCAUGCAGUGAGGAACUAGAGUGUUUAUAAAUGUAUGAGUUGAAUGCAAUUUUAUUUUUGGUAACUGUGGAAAAAAAGAUACUGUGGAAAUAUCUACAUGCCUUGUGUAUUUAUCAGCAUAAUUUUCAUUACCAAAUGUACAGCUCUUGUUUGCCAUGGAAAGUUGUCCAAUUUAGAAUUGAAAGGACAUAGCACUUAAAGGGAAUAUAUGAUUUUUUAAAAAUCUAUUUAUUAUUUCUAGUAUUUGUCUCAUAUGUGUUGCAUUUUCUUUUAAUGUGUCAAAUCUGGAAAUAAAUGUAUAAAUUUUGUGCUAUAUUUGAAGAAUAAUUUCUUUGAUUUGUAUAGUUUUAUAUUGAACUUUUUUGUCCUGAUUGCCCAAGGUAAUAGGUCUUCAGCAGUGUACACACACACACACACACACACACACACACACGUUUAUAUAUAUGUGUAUGAAUUUUCAAAGCUCAUUACCAAUGUUCAUUAAUUUGUUCACUAUAGACCAGCUUUUUAUUUAGUCAUAAAGAAGGUAUACUAACUUAUCCUAAGUGUGUUUGUGAAAGCAGAGUAUACGAGUGUAUACCAUCUCUCUCUGUCAUAAGUUGAUAUUUAUAGCAAAUGAAAACACUUAUGAACAUAGACGUGGAACAAAUCCUUCUUUUGAAAGAAAAAAUGUCUUGCUUCUUAUAAAACCAUGUAUGUUAAUAAGAAAGCCUGAGUUUUCUUAACUUUUUUUUUCCUAAAUAACUUCCAAGUGUUUACAUUAAUGAGUAGGCCUCUGUUUUAAAAGGGACUGAGUCUUUAAUUUAUGAUUUUUCAAGUCAAAACAAUGUCAAAUUGGACCACUUCUCUUGGUUUCUUGACUUUUGAGGAAAAAUGCAAAGAAUUGUAUUCAUACCAAAACUGAAAGAAAAAAGAAUAUCUAUUUUUUAAAAUAUCAACUCCUUUUCACAUCAUAAAGUAUCUUUUAUUGAGAAUAAGAAAACCUUGUUAAAAACUUAAUAUUAAUUACCAGAUUUUUUAUGAAAGCCAAAGACUAAUGGAAAAAAAUUUAAUAAUAGCCAAAGUUGAAAAGUAGUCUAUCACAAAUUAUUUCCCUAGUGAACUUUGACAGGAAAAUUAAUAGCAAAUUAAAUUUGCAUAUCUGAUUUUUAAAAAGCAUAGUUCUUCAAAUCUCUUCUUUAAAGUAUUAUCCUUCUUCAGAUUCUUUGUAAGUAAACAAAUUGUCCAGUGGCCUCCUGUCAGAUGAUUGUACUACAUUCCCAUUUCAUGCAAGUUUACAUGAAUGCUAUAAAAUUUUAAGUCUAUAGCCUAGAUACUUGUCACUCAAGUUCUUUGAAAACUCUUGAUUAAAAAUAUAUUGGUAAUUUGGUCUUGGUCUGCUCAUUAAAAGAUGAGUUGGUGAGAUACCAGGAAGGUCUCAUGAUGAUUAUGUUUACCAUUUAUGCCAUUUGUAACCAUAUGCUAUUAAUGAACAAGAAGGUCAUUUUGCAUAAUAGAGCACUCUUAACUAGUUUAGUCCAUGAUACUGUACUCGUGAGAGCAUAUCCAGAUGCUGUGUUCUCUAUUUAAACCAGUAUUGUUCAAUCAAAAAUGUCACUUAUGGAUAUUGACUAUAUGUAAUGCAGUGCUAUCCCAACAUUUUCAAUAAAGGAAUUUAUGCAGUCAG